Molecule: messenger RNA, 1937 nt
Organism: Podarcis muralis (Common wall lizard)
Lineage: Eukaryota; Metazoa; Chordata; Lepidosauria; Squamata; Lacertidae
Product: DGAT1/2-independent enzyme synthesizing storage lipids-like
Cellular component (GO): membrane
Molecular function (GO): acyltransferase activity
Source: RefSeq, a predicted model, not a curated record
GGACCUGGUUGGUGGCAGCGGAUUAGUGGUGUACGGGUCAAUAGUUCGUGAGACGACCGGGGGCUCUGUACUAACGCCACAGACCACAAUGGGCAGGGUGGUGCAGCCUUUUUUUGCUGCUUGAGGACAAAGUGGGAAACGCCACCCUGCUCUGCUGCACCACCUAUCCUUCUGCCUCCACUGCCAGCAUGGCCACUCCAUUACCCAUCUCCACUGUUCCCACUACCACCCGCAUUGGUGCCGAUUACUGGUGAGAUCUCACAAGUGGAUGAAAUUAUUGCUAUCACACCAGAUGUUUCAGGGCAAGAAAAUGUGGCUUGGUUUACUCACGUGCUGAAAAACUGGAUUGGUUUCGGAUACCUGGGAGAAAAUGCAAGCUACAUGGGUUACAUUUUCGGACUGCUAUUAAUGUUUUUAAUGCUGUCACAGGCAAUAUAUCUCUCCAUGUUUUGCAUGAUGUACAUUUUAAGCUUUCUUCUCUAUAUUUACAAGAAAAUGAAUAACAUAGUUCAAGACACUUCUACUGAAGCAUGGGUCACACCAAGAAGGCGGCUUACAAGUGCUUUGGAUAUAAUUGGAAAGAUAUGGCAUGGUUAUGAAGUUAUUGGCACAGAGCAUAUACCAGAAGGACCAGCGGUAAUUGUUUAUUAUCAUGGAGCUUUUGUUUUGGAUUAUAUGCUCUUUGUAGCUAGAUUAUAUACACUGACUGGAAGACACAUCUACAGUGUAGCUGAUAAUGGGUUGUAUCUACUACCAGGUGUCAGACCACUUCUUGAAUUAUUUUUUUGCCUAAAAGGCAAUAAAGAUGAAUGUGUGAAAUUUCUGAAGAAGGGCCAUUUAUUGGGGAUUGCACCUGGUGGACUUAGAGAAGGAAACUUUAGUGAUGAGAACUACAACCUGGUGUGGGGUAAACGUACAGGUUUUGCACAAGUGGCUUUACAGGCCAAAGUGCCCAUCAUUCCUAUGUUUACACAAAAUCUUCGAGAAGGAUACAGAACAUAUGGGAAAAUAUCACUACUGAAGUGGCUGUAUGAGAAGACUCGGAUAUUUAUCCUUCCCAUUUAUGGAGGGUUUCCAGUCAAAUUCCGCACAUAUAUUGGAGAACCCAUCCCAUAUGAUCCGGAUAUCACUGCUAAGGAGCUGGCUGAAAAAACAAAGAUUGCCCUUGAAAAUAUUCGAAACAGAUACCAAGAGAGACCAGGAAAUAUAUUAAGAGCCCUCUUAGAACGAUUUGAUAAAUAUCACAAAGAAAACUAGUCUGUCCGAUUUGGAUGUUCUGGUGGAUGACUUAUGCCAGGAAUGAGACAUGGUGUGUUUGUCCCUGUUGGUUCUGCUGGACCUCUUGGUGGGUUUCCUUGGUGGUAUGCUUCUGGGCAGACUUGCUGAUAUGGGACUUGGAGGCACUGUUUUACAGUCCCUUCCUGGAGGGACGAACCCAAAAGGUGGUGCUGGAGAACUCCUGUUUGAUGCCUUAGCUGUUGGCCUGUGGGGUCACUCAAAGUUCUAUUCUGUCCCCCAUCCUAUUUAACAUGUACAUGAAACCUCUGGAGGAGGUUGUCCCUUCCAACUCUACAAUUCUGUUUCUCCUUUCCACCUAAGGAAGCUGUCUCAGUUCUAAACCAGUAUCUGUCAUCAAUAAUUGAGACGUCUGAUUUGGCCACAGUGACAACACGCCUUAGUUACAUCCCUUUUGAAUUACUGCAACAUGCUCUACCUGGGGCUGCCUUUGAAUAGUGUUCAGAAACUUCAGCUAGCUAAAGAAAACUGCAGCCAGAUUGUUGACCAGGGCUGGUUAUGGGGAACAGACAUUCCUUUGCUAGAACAGAUCCACUGGCUGCCGCUAUGUUUCCAGGUGCAACUCAAAGUGCUGGAUAUGAACUUUAAAGCCCUAUACAGUGGACGCUCGGGUUGCGAACGUGAUCCGUGCGGGAUGCACG